This is a messenger RNA of Lates calcarifer (barramundi perch), 1273 nucleotides long. It is a transcript of the gene dydc2, whose product is annotated as DPY30 domain containing 2. The coding region runs from base 136 to 1146 and encodes 336 amino acids. The record is from RefSeq and is a predicted model, not a curated record. NCBI's taxonomy places the organism in Eukaryota, Metazoa, Chordata, Actinopteri, Centropomidae. The transcript has 8 exons. Gene Ontology annotation, cellular component: Set1C/COMPASS complex.
UCUUCCGUCAAGCCUUACUCUGAGGACGUAAUUCUCCCCUUCUGGCAGCCAGCGCGGGGCUGCGGGACAGCUGUUGCUGACGCAGAGUGGUGUCCUGCAGUGAAACCGGAGGAGUCGCUCCAGAAAAAAGAAAACAUGGACUCUGACUAUAUAAAAAGACAUCUUGGAAAAUGCCUGGCAGACGGACUGGCUGAAGUGGCCGAGCAGCGUCCUGUGAAUCCAAUCCUUUAUCUGGCCCACUGGCUUCACAAGUACAACGCAAAUGUUGAAUAUGAGACAGAGAAAAAGGCCCAUUUGGCUGUCCUGGAGCAGGAGCGGGCAAAAGCCAGGGAGGAGGCGUUGCACCAGGAGAAGCUGAGGGAGGAGGAGCAAAAGAUCAGUGAGGCCUUGGAAGAGUCUAAAAAAGUGAAGAUUACAGAUAAUGUAACCAGACCAAAGUCUGCUGAGAGGAAACCUGUGGAGGAGGUCAGCUCUUCUCCCUCUGAGACCCUCAGCACAGAGGUGAAAGAGGAAUCUACAGAAAUACCUGCUGAAAAAACUGAAGUGGAGCCGAGAAGUGAUCAAGCAGAAGAGAAAACGGAGGAGGAGCCGAGUGACAAUCAUGUAGAGGAGAAAGGCCAAGAUGAGGAUAAGGUGGUCGAUCAGGCCCACACCACUGACCCUGAGCAGACUGAACCACACUCAACACUCGACAGCCAAAACACUGAUGAUUUAAAAACAGACAAAACAGAGGAGCCACACAACAAACAAGGCCCCCAUUCCCCUGAGCCUCAAGACCCACAGAAGAACAUUAAUGAAGACAAAACUGAUGAACCUGCAGAUUCAACCCAAGUUGAGUCAACCUCAGCCCCACAGAGUGAAGAUCCCAAACCAGAGGAGACAGUUUCAACUGAAGAACAGAUGACAAAAACUGAGGAACAGGAGACACACAGAUCAAGUUCUCCUCCUACUCAGGAGCAGGAAAAGGAGGCAGACGAGCAACACACAAGUGAGACCGCUGAUAGCUUGGCUCCAGCUGAGCCUGAUGUAACAGCAGAGGGGACGAUGUUGAGUGACAGAACAGAGACUUCACAAGGGGAACGCGACAAGGAAGACUCCAAGGAGAAGGUGGAGAAGGAGGAAGAAAAAGGGGCAGAUCAAACAUGAUCAAGCCAGUGUUGACGAUCCACCAACCACUGAUCCAUCUUUUAUAUAAGUUACAAAAGUAUGUUUAGUUUAGCAGAUAUGUGUAUGCAAAUAUAACAUACACAAGCAUGAAAUAAAUGUUUUUUUU